Messenger RNA from Patella vulgata (common limpet), 2905 nucleotides. Its product is annotated as DNA-directed primase/polymerase protein. Gene Ontology annotation, molecular function: chromatin binding; DNA-directed DNA polymerase activity. The transcript is spliced from 14 exons. The record is from RefSeq and is a predicted model, not a curated record. Lineage: Eukaryota; Metazoa; Mollusca; Gastropoda; Patellidae. The coding region runs from base 183 to 1913 and encodes 576 amino acids. Gene Ontology annotation, biological process: response to UV; replication fork processing; mitochondrial DNA replication. Gene Ontology annotation, cellular component: nucleus; mitochondrial matrix.
UGGUAAAUUCAGUCUAUUUCCUUGUUUUGGUUUGGGGUUUGGCGCUGUUUACAAAUAUCAAAAUCAGUCCAAUAUUUAAGUUUAGUCAUGUAUCCUAAUUUAAUUAAGUCCGCAGGCCUUAUCAAAUAGACUAUAAUUACAUUUUCUUUUCAAACUAAAUUCAAUGCAUUCAUCAAGGAGGAAUGGAUGAGUCAUCGGCAACAUUAAAAUCAUCAUUAUUUUAUGGUGUCAAAAGCAGAAAGAGAAGGUAUGAAAUUAAGUCACAGAUUGAAAAAAGAUUAAAAAGACAUACCAAACUUCACCUGCCACAGGAUUAUAAACCAAGAUUGGGAGGUCCAUCUUCAAGCUGGAAAACAUUCUUCAAACAGAAUGAUGCUUUUGAUUUCUGUCGAAAAACAGCAGAGGCAGACCUUCAUGUAUUUGCUUUUGAAAAACAAGUGGUUGGUGAAGAGAAAGGACAAAGAAUGUAUUUAGUUACAAGUUAUCCUGUUUUCUGGCAUUAUUAUAGACAACUUCCAUGUGACAAAAGACUUCAUUAUGAAAUUAUUCCUGAAGGUAGUGUAUGUAAGCUGUACUUUGACUUAGAAUAUUUGAUUGAAUUUAAUCCAAGUCAUAAUGGAGACGAAACAGUUGAAAUAUUUAUUAAGUAUAUUUGUUACUGGUUAAAGAGAAUGUAUAAUAUAGAGUGUAAUAGAUGUAAUGUACUAGAUCUAGAUGCUAGCACUGAUAGAAAAUUCAGCCGCCAUCUUAUUUUCCAAUUAAAUGAUGUGGCCUUCAGAAACAACAUAGAAGCUGGUUAUUUUGUAAGUUUUAUUAUGAAAAGAUUACAAGAAGUGGUAAAACCAUGUGAGACAGGUCGUAAUAUAUCUGAUUCUGGUAUAGAUCUUUCUUUAGAUAUAGAAGAAGAUGAAAAUGCUGUGGAAACAAGAGAAAAACAGAUGUUUGUCGACCAGGAAUCUAAUGCUUUAUCAUCAAUAAAAUCUGUUUCAAAAGAUGUAGAGAAUUUGCCUGAGGCUAAUAAACUGGAGUCAACUACAUGUAACAGUGCCACAUCUACUGAUACAUUACAUGAAAAUAUUCAAAUACAAGCUGACUUAAAGGAGGAAUUUAAUGUUGAUGAUUUGAAAUCAUUGUUAGUGUAUAGAUCAUGUGAUGGUGAUGUUACAUUUGUUUGUGAUACAGGUGUUUACACAAAGAAUCGAAAUUUUCGUCUGUAUUUAUCUAAUAAACUGGGAAAGAGAAAUCCUCUCCUUCUUGCUAAAGAUAACAAAUAUAAAGCUAGAAAUAUUGGUAAUAUAGAAAUAGAUGAACUCUUGUUUAUAGAUUCUCUUAUAUCUAAUGUCAGCCAUACAGAUAGUUUACGAAUUUUGUCUUUUGACCAAAGAGAACCAGUUGACAAGAUGUUCAAUUUAAGAAGUAACACAGACAAAAAUAUUGCAGAGACUAUAGAAGGAAAUGAGCGUUCCCCAUAUCCCGAGAUAGAUAUGUUUAUAUUUCAACUGGUGAAUGGUGAUAAGAAGAAAGGUUUUAUAAGACACUGGACAUAUUUUACUGCUGGUGAAUUGUUGAUAUAUGAUAUAGGUAGAUAUAGAUGGUGUUAUAAUAUUGGUAGACAACAUAAAAGUAACAACAUUAUGUUUGUGGUUGAUUUAAAGAAAGGUGUUUAUUAUCAGAAAUGUCACGAUCCAGACUGUAAACUACAAGGUUUUAAAUCAAAAGAUGAAUAUAUUCCACAAGAAAUUUUACCAUCUUAUUAUUUAGACGAUUUAUUUGAUUCGGAUGAAGACGAUUUUCUUAUGGCAGUAGAACAAGCUGAAGAUAAUUUACAAAAUAAAACACAAACCGAUGAUCUGUCUGAUAAUGAACUUAUGUUUUUUGCUGAAGAAUUGGAAAAAGGAGAUAUGACUGGAUAAUUAUGUCCAAUAUUUUUAUUUAUUUUUAAAAAGCAUAUAAGCUGAAUAUAUUUAUGAACGCAAAAACUGAUACAUGUAUUUUUAUACACAAUGAAUUAUUGUUAUAUAAUGCAGAGCAUUGAUUUCUAUUGUUAAAUGAGAUAAACAAAUUGAACAACAAUAUACUUUUUUUGUGGGUAUAUGUUGCAGGAUGAAUUACUUGAAUCUUUUGGGCAAAUUUUAGAAGUAAUUUUUCAAAUAUUUUAUUCCAUUUGAAUAGUUUAUUUUUGGCAGCUGAAUCAACUUUUAAGAUCUCUUCAUGUUUGCUUUAGUGCUCUUCUAAAUUUAGGGGGGUUGGAUGGCCAAAUGAUUAGCACCUGCAUGCUGUAUCAUAAGGUCUAUCAUUGAGUCAACUGGUGUGGUUUCGAUUCGCCGGUUUUACGAAACAAGGAGUAGGGUCGCCUGUCCAACCUCGUGGGUUUUUUCUGGUUUCCUCCCAUUUGAACCAUAUGUUAGUCCCGAAAUUACCUAGUUUGUGUCGAGUGGACGUUAGACCCCAUUUCUCUCUCUCUGCUAAAUUUAAAGCCAGGAACCACACCAAUAACUGGAUGAGUCAGCAACUUUUAGUGAGGGUUUACCCCAAAUAGAAGCAUUUUCUAAGAAUAAGCUUGAUGUUAUAUUGAGGGGUGGACUCUAUGUCUGACCUAUAUUUAUAAUUGAAUCAUUUCCAAGAGACCUCUGUAACCCACUAACUUAUAGUAUUACAAUGGCUAGUCUGAACAAAGCUUCAUAUUGUGGUUUAAUAGAAUAAAAAAUCUUAGAAAGUGUUUCCGCAAUUAUUUAUUGUUUGUGAAGGGAUAUGGACUGACUUGGUUGUCUACAGAGUUCAACUGUAGAUAUUCAAUCUAUGGUGCUUAGUUUGAUUUCACAUUUAUCCUACCAUACUCUUUGGUUUCAUCCGCCACUUAUCAAGACACCUGGAUGUGAAAUAUUCCAACUCCAGUUUAGGAUGU